Messenger RNA from Aspergillus calidoustus, 8407 nucleotides. The record is from the annotation of a GenBank genome assembly. NCBI's taxonomy places the organism in Eukaryota, Fungi, Ascomycota, Eurotiomycetes, Eurotiales, Aspergillaceae.
GGGAGAAAGAAUUCUGAAAUGUUCAGAGAAAUAUAUGAUAUAGACUAAUAUGCUAACUACGCCACUACAGCCUCGAACAAGCCAAGGGAGAAAUGAAACUCGGUCUUGGGCUUGUAUACCUUGUUGAUCUUGAAGCCGCCGCGUUCAAUGAGAUUUAACCACUGUGCUUCCGUCCGCUCAAGCGAGGAAAACACCUCCAUCAUCAUAAAGUCAAGCACCGUAGUGCUAGUUGCUUCGAGACCGUAGAGCUUCCGAUCCGGGUAGAGGAUUUCAUGCACCAACAACACCGAGUCCGGUUCCAUGGCAUCACGGAUGUGUCCGAGGGCUUCGAGGCACUGUUUAUCAGGCCAAUCGUGCAGCACGGUCCGCAUGUAGUAGGCCCGGGCGCCCUUGAUAGGCUGCGGUUCAAACAUGGAGUGGCUUAUGGCAUCGAUGUUGGGGCCGAGUGGUCCGGAGAGGCCAUCGAUAACGGCGGGGACGUCUUGAAGGACAAGGCGAUCCUGGAUUUCUGGAAAGUGCUUGCAAAAGGCAACCACUUCGUGGCCGAUGUUGCCUCCAAUGUCGACGACGAGCACUCGUUCGGGGUCGCGAGGCCCGCCGGUGAGCUUCUCAACGACAGGAUAGAACUCGAACCAGUUGUUUUCCCAUUCGCGACCACUAUUCAUUACAACGUUGAACGUCGCUUGCUUUUCGGGGCGCUUGCCCAGCCAUGUGAAGUAGUGCUCAGCCGUGUUGUAAGCAUACUGGAAGGGGCUGUUGUAUGUAUCUUCGGGGUUCCGGUAGUUGGUUGCUUCGAAGAACUCGUGAAGCUUGGCCGAGAUAAGCAAGUAUUCGUUGCUGUAGCACUUAGUAUGGCGAAGUAGAAGGACAAAACGAGAAAGAGCUGGCCGUACAGGAAGACCAGGUUCUCUGCCAUGUUGGUGCCUUUUCUGAGCGCCAAAGCCAGGGGAGCGGCUCUGUAGUUUCCAGGGCGGGUUUCUUCGAAAAAGUCGUGGGCCUCAAGAAGACGCAUUAUCCGGGCUAUGCCAUAUGUCAAAAGUGUUGGAUUACAGAGGCAAGAUGAACACACAAAUGAACUUUUCAUCCCCUUUCACCUUCGUAGUGAGCUCCGCGAUGGUGAGCUCGUGCAAAGGAGAAGCAGCAAAGGCCUCGUAUAUCCCCAUAUCGAGGGCGAUGCGGCUAGCCACAAGCAAAAAUUGCUUGCACACAAUUAGCUUUGCCAGCAGACAAGAGCAGCUCUCGCACCGCAUAGCCAAUUCUCAUGACCUUGUCGAGGGGCCUCUCCAGCGUAUCCCGCAGUUUGUUGACAGCGUCAAGGAGCUGCAUACGCUCGCCAUGAUCAAUACUUUCCAAUGGUGGAAGGGUGCUUAUCGCAGAGAUCACGGUAGCGGUGAGGUCGGCUACUACGGGCAUGGUUGCGACAGGCGGAAAUAAAAACGUUGAGUUCAAGUUCUUGCUUGUUAGGAAGUGCGAUAUGUGUGCACCAUAGGAGUACAGCCUGAGAUUCGUCUGUUUAUAGCUGGCGGCGCAUGGUACUUAGGGUAUACUUCUGGGACCGAAGUGACCUCAGCCCGAGCCCGUGCGACAGUAUAUCGCGCGGAUGCAGAAGUUUCAGCGAUUUAAAGAUGCAGCAUUUACAGCGAUUGCUGCCUAGUCAGAAGAAUGAGCAGGCAGAUUCGUUGAGCCAAUCAUCGGUACAGUCGGGGAUAUUGACGAUGCUGCCCUGUACCAUGAGGGUCAGAGCUCCCUGGUGCUAAUCACAACAGGGGGCCGCAACUUCACUUGAAAGAAACUCUAGACCAAAAGCCUAUAGCCCAUUGUCGGAGGGCAGCAACUAUCCGUCUGUGGCAGGAGCAACAAGAUUGCAGGGCGCGGUGAUGAUGCAGUCGAGCCGCCACCUACAUGAACGACUGGACGCAACGCAUUGCCAACUGGCAUGGAUAUCGGCAAUGCCGCACGGCUGGUUGAGCAGAUCAUGACCGGGAUACCGAUUGGACGAAUUUGCGGGGAUUUGACAAGGCUGCUUAAUUUGCCGGUCUUUCCAUAUACAAUCAUGAUACGUACUCUCAUCCCCAAGUAUAACAAAGAUUGAAGUUCCUGAGCUUUUCAUAUACUCAAACUACCUUCGUUUGGGAAUCCCUUUCGGUAUUGACUCAUGUUAGCGGAAGAGGCUGAAAGGGACUUCGACCCAGGCGUCUCGGGGAAUAUCUGCGGCCGGAUUGUCGCACAUCGAACCAGCGUAACAUCUUUUCAGUUGAAGUUGUCGGGAACCGAAACUAACAAGGAACAUCCCUUCUGUGGCCAGAUUCAGGCGGGUACAGAGGCUAGGCGGUUCUGAGAGUCGUCCAUCAGCGACGGAGAAGCAGACACGUAAGGGUACCCAGCUCCUCGGAUGAUUUCUGUCAACUGCAGGUCUUUCUCAAUCCGCUUGAUCAACCUUGCUCAUUGGAUUCAGCUUGUCCUCGAUGAAGAAUGCGUGAAUCUUGUGGUCCAUUGACGUGAGCGCACAAGCCGACGAGUCCUGGCAGUCGGACACUGUUGCAAAGAUUGAGGUAUGCAGCCCCAAAAUAAGAUACCCCUACAUUGCGCCGAUCCCUUUAGAUACUCCAGUCUCGGAAUAGCUGCAGAUCUCAUGGAGGUCGAGACGGAUGGAAUCAAUGGAUUGAUCACCCCUCCGAGUCGCUGGGGAACAUCACGUGGCAUCCAUCAUCACAGAACACAGUAGCACGUGACCAAGGACGCAAGCAAAGCAAUUUAUAGUAAGCGAAUCGUAAUAAUAAUAGGCACUGGUGCCAGCUUCGGAGCUUCUUCAGGAUACUUGACCGAGUUGAAUAUGGGUGCUCAGGCGUCAGCCUUCGAGAACGUCUAUAGAAUCCUUGGCCUUCCUUCCUGCUUAGCGGCCGACAAUAACCGUCCCUCAGUCUCUCGAGAAACUCCGGCCUUCAGUGUUUCGUACUCCUGCCUGGCGAUCUCAUAACUCCUGCUAGCCAGACAUACUAAGGGGAUACCGCGAUAGAUUCGCAAGAAUAUGCUAAUUCCAAGCAUGUGAUGUUAGCCUGUGCAACAGAGAACAACUAAACUCGACUGAUGUAACAGCUGGAGGAAUGAUUUUCCGGAGCUCAGUGCCAAGGCUCACAGCAAGCUCACCUCUCGCCCGACCAAACCAACUUUCAUCAGAGUGACUCGGAAGCUGCAACAGGAGGCGGAGGUUGCGGUUUAGCUUCAAGGUCGACUCAAAUCCACGUCUCAGAUUCAUUUCACUUCAAGGUCUGCGCUCGUUCUUUGCCUCUGAUCUCGAUCCUCAUCCCGGGGACGAUGGUCGGUCUGGAUCCGGUGUCUGCGCUGAGUUUCUGAUAAGCCGACGACGAUAGAUGAACACCAUGAGCAUCGAUUUAUCAUGAGGGACCCAACUAGAGAUAUGGAGCAACGAAACACAGCGCCGCAACAGGCCUCGAGUCUUCAGGCCGACCCGCCGCGAAGGAGCAACCAGAAGUCGGUCCGUGUUGCAUUUGGCCCCGACCUAGAAACGUAUAUUCCGCCGCGCGAAAGAUCCCCUCAUCCCAUUACCAGUCAUCACCAGCGAUCCUUAACCAAUGUCGAACACAAACAACCUCCAAACGGUCGGCCCACGAGCUCCUCUGGCGAAAACUCCGCUUCGACAACCGAGAACAGCUCUCGAUACGCAUCAGGUCAAGAAUCGGAUACCGCGCGGCCGACGGCGGCGUUGAAGAGGGCGAGGAGUGACUAUGGGCCUCGUGGAGGCAGCUUCGAAAAGCCCCUGAUCAUCGACAAUGAGGAGGAGGAAGACUUUGCGAUGCGACACGGGUGGCAAGAGGAGUACACUUCGAGCGAAUACCUCAAGGUUCUCCAUUCGAAUUUUUACAUGUACUUUACGGAGAAGCGACACGAGACGAACGGUAUCCCACGCGAUCCCGUCGGAAGCUGGCCAUCACAAGAUUGGCGCAUGAAGGACCGCUUGAAGACCGUUUCUGCCGCGCUAGCCAUAUGCUUGAAUAUCGGUGUCGAUCCUCCGGACGUUGUCAAAACGAAUCCCACCGCGAAACUCGAGUGCUGGGUUGACCCCACAUCUACUACCGGAGGCGGCCACAACAAGUUAAUGGAGCAGAUCGGGAAGAAAUUGCAGGAACAAUACGAGACCCUCAGUUUGAGAACACGGUACAAGCAGUAUCUUGAUCCGUCGGUGGACGAGACCAAGAAGUUCUGCGUGUCGCUUCGCCGCAAUGCCAAAGACGAGCGAGUGCUGUUCCAUUAUAACGGUCACGGAGUUCCUUUGCCCACGCAGUCUGGCGAGAUUUGGGUGUUCAACAAGAAUUAUACGCAGUAUAUCCCAGUGUCGUUGUAUGACCUGCAGCAAUGGCUGGCCGGGCCUAGUCUUUUCGUUUUUGACGUGUCUCACGCUGGAAAUAUUGUUCACAACUUCCACACAUUUGUAGAGAAGCACGAGAAGGAGAACUUGGAUCAGAAGAAGCUCGACCCCAACGCCAUUGUCCAAAGCUACGGGGACUGCAUCAUUCUCGCAGCGUGCCAAAAGAACGAAUCGCUUCCGACGAAUCCGGAUCUUCCGGCAGAUCUGUUUACAUCUUGCCUGACAACACCGAUUGAAAUCGCAUUGCGAUUCUUUGUCCUUCAAAACCCCCUUCAAAUGCCUACCGCCGGCGACGGAUCUGGAGUACCCGGCCGUUUGCAGGACCGCAGGAGCCCACUUGGAGAGCUGAAUUGGAUAUUUACCGCGAUUACAGAUACGAUAGCCUGGAAGACUUUGCCGCGGGCUCUCUUCAAGAAACUCUUUCGCCAAGAUCUCAUGGUUGCUGCUCUGUUCCGGAACUUUUUGUUGAGCGAACGCAUCAUGCGCACAUAUAAAUGCACACCAAUCUCAUCACCAGAACUCCCCGAAACGCAUAACCACCCGCUCUGGAAGAGCUGGGAUUUGGCGGUAGAGAUGGUUCUUGCGCAACUUCCCGCUCUCAUCGAUCACGAGGAAGGCCGAAGGCAAUACGAGUACCAACAUUCUACUUUCUUCGCAGAGCAACUCACUGCGUUUGAAGUGUACCUGUCCUCUGGGCCGACGGAAAAGAACCCGCCGGACCAGCUUCCGAUUGUUCUGCAGGUCCUUCUGAGUCAGGCUCACAGGUUAAGAGCUUUGAUUCUGCUCAGUAAGUUUCUCGAUCUCGGUCCAUGGGCUGUACACCUGGCUUUGAGCAUUGGUAUAUUCCCGUAUGUCGUCAAGCUUCUUCAGUCAGCUGCUCAAGAGUUGAAACCUGUCAUGGUCUUUAUCUGGGCGCGUAUCAUGGCCGUCGAUCAUACAGUCCAAAAUGACUUGUUGAAAGACAACGGGAUCCAUUACUUCAUCUCAAUUCUCAAUCCCUCCUCGCCAAUCCCAGUGGGCAACGCUAGCGAACACCGAGCUAUGUGUGCCUUUAUCGUCUCAAUCUUCUGCAAAAACUACCCCCAGGGCCAAAACGUGUGCCUGUCAUCUGAGCUUUUCGAGUCAUGCUUGAUGCAUCUGAUGGAUGUCGAGAACCCUCUGCUGCGGCAGUGGUCUUGCCUCUGCAUCAGUAUGCUGUGGUCCGACUUCCCUGAAGCCAAGUGGAUGGGCAUUCGAUGUGCCGCACCGGCGAGACUAUGCGAACUCAACUUUGACCCUGUACCGGAAGUAAGGGCCGCAAUGCUACACGCUCUAACAACUUUCCUCGGUAUCCCAGAUUUGACGGAUCAGGUGGCACAAAUCGAAGAGAGCCUGGCCCUCGCUGUCCUGCCCAUGUCGGCGGACGGAAGCGUCGUAGUCAGGAAAGAGCUAUUGGUGUUCCUCUCGACUUUCGUCAAACGAUAUCAGAACAAGUUCCUGGUUGCUGCCUACGAAGAACUCCAGGAAGAGAAGCAAAACCUUUACCGCAAAUUGAGCCAAGAUGGUCCUCGCGCGCUGUUACCCGAUGAGACGAGUGCGCCGGAUGCUUCAAAUGACAAGACGCAGCCCAUGUCUCGGGACACCACUUUCGGAACCAUCUGGAAGCAACUUUUGAUCCUUUCUGUUGACCCUCACCCUGACAUCGCCCAAGACGCAGGCAUGAUUGUUGAUUUCAUGCAUUAUACCUUAUUACAGUCCCCGAUGGCUACGCUAACUGAGCGAAUUCGAAAGGAAAUUAUGGAUCUCUCAAGCAGAGUAGAGCUACAGUCACAGGUUCGAGAAAAGCCGAAUCCGAAAAAGGCCGCCCCACCCCCUACUCCCCCUACAGCGCCGCCAAAACAAGAGGGUUAUCUCUCGUUGAGCCUGCGGCGGACUGCUAGUGUCGCAGCCUCACUGAAGAAUCUCGCGUUUGGCGGCGCACAGGGCGAAUCGCAACCAUCCCAGUCCCCUACAUCCCCGAAGAGCAGUCGUGUUCCCGCCACCCCACGCGGCCGCGCUCCACCCGAAUGGUCCCGUCCCCCGGAAGUCAACGAUCAACUUGCGCCUGCGACGACUUACCAGCAGGCCCCGGUCCCCACAUCCCGAGGGUUUGGUCCCAGAGACCCGUCGGUGGUCCCAAACAUCCCCCUGAUGAGCAGAUUCCUAGAUUGGUCCACAGAGUAUUUCCGGGAGCCCCAGAUGAAACCCAAUGAGCCCGACGAGCCCGGCAGUGCGGAUUACAACGAGCGUCUUUGGAGGCGCAGCCGCAAUGAGAAGAUCAUCUCGGAGACCCAGCCAUUGAAAGGAAGGGCGGGGAGCAGCCGCUGGGAUAACUCGGCUGCAUUUCUUUCCAACGGCAGUCAGCCGCUGAAGAUGUGCUUUCAUCAAUUUGAAGAUCAUAUCGCCGUUGCCGAUGAUGGGGAUACCAUCGCGUAUGUUUAGUGACUAUUGCGCAGGAUUGCGCUGACUCUUUAUUAGGAUCUGGGACUGGCAGAGGCAGAAGCGCCUUAACCGUUUCUCCAACCGGAAUCCCGCUGGAUCGAAGAUCAACGAAGUUCGCUACAUCAACGAGGAUGACCAGGCACUUCUGAUGACCGGAUCGUCGGAUGGCGUUCUCAAGGUGUUUCGCAACUACGAAUCCUCGAAAGAUGUUGAAAUUGUCACUGCUUUCCGAGCACUGCCUGAACUAAUCCCGAGCAACCGGAAUGCCGGCCUUGUUAUGGACUGGCAACAGGGUCAGGGUAAGGCUCUCGUUGCAGGAGACGUCAAGGUGAUUCGAGUGUGGAAUGCAGCUACCGAAGUUUGCACCAAUGUAAGUCACUCGACCAGAGUGGUAGACUUUACUGACUUUGUUAGGACAUUCCUGCACGGUCAGGCUCAUGUAUCACUUCCUUGACGUCGGACCAAGUCGCAGGCAACAUCUUUGUGGCUGGAUUCGGCGACGGCGCCGUCCGAGUUUUCGACCAGCGCAUGAAGCCUACAGCGGCAAUGGUCAAAGUGUGGCGCGACCAUAAGCAGUGGAUCACCAACGUGCACAUGCAACGAGGCGGCUUGCGAGAGUUGGUCUCUGGCAGUCGAAACGGCGAAGUCAGACUGUGGGAUCUGCGAAUGGACGUCCCAUUCUCGAAGAUCACGGCCACCACAAACACUCUGCGCACCCUAAGCGUCCACGAGCACGCGCCUGUCUUCACAGUGUAUGUUUUCCACUAAGACUUUUGUUGACCUUGCUAAUCGCGUAUAGGGGCACCAACCGCCACGAAGUCAAGACAUAUAAUGUCGACGGCAGCUAUCUCUCCACCUUUGAGCCCUACUCCAGCUUCCUACAUCACAACCGCUCCUCCCCGAUCGCCAGCACCGCCUUCCAUCCGCACCGCACCCUCUUCGCCUGCGCGGCACUUAACGACCACCACAUCAACCUUGUGCACUGCUAGACGUACGACGUAAUGGCGUAGACUGAUAUACGCUUUUUCAGUUUCCUCCUAGUAUCCUUUUUUCUACCUACUUACAUCACGGACAUGGCGCAUUGUCUUCGGGUGGAUAUCUGCUUAUAUCUUUUUGUCUCUUGUCCUCUUCUCCCUAUUAUCUCCCUGACUAGUUCAGCACAGACCGGUAUUUACCUAUCUACCUACCUACAUACCUAUGGUAUCCUUUUCUAUCUUACUUUCUAAUGACGGACCCUACUGACCACCGACACAUGUCAUUUUCUGGCGUUUGACGGAGACGGACGAUGAUCUGGGGAUUUAGCACUAUGCAGGUCCGGUGCUGGUAUCCGAUGACAUGUCACUUAUCGAAUGGAGCUAUAUGCGUUUUUCCUCUUUUGUGUCCUCUUUUGUUUCUCUCAUUCGGAUGCUGACGCUUACGGCCUCGUUAUGUAUGUUUGCGGCUACUUGUUAAUAGGUAUAAAUUGGCUGGCUGGUAAGACGGUAAUAAUUCAUGGUGAUUUAAUCUUUGAGGUAUAUCUUUUACUCUUGAUGUAUAUCCUUGGGGUCAAUUGAUAGUGGC